Molecule: messenger RNA, 813 nt
Organism: Haemonchus placei
Lineage: Eukaryota; Metazoa; Nematoda; Chromadorea; Rhabditida; Trichostrongylidae
Source: the annotation of a GenBank genome assembly
CAGCUUGAGUGCCGUUUUUGGAGCACUCGUAAGAAGCUCGGGCUGAACUCGAACUCGCCUCCAUUUUUCCAGACAUCCCUUAUGCCCAAAUCGAAACAUCUUUUUCAUUUUAGCAGGGAAUGCGAAGCAAGACGGUUACUUUCCAUUGCUAAAUUGUCUUUUGGAUCUUGUCCUUUUCAGUUAUAUGAGCUCUCUGAUGACACAAAGCGCAAGGAAUGGUUAGAUGACUGGUUGAGCUUUAUGCAUCGAAUCGGUAAGCCUGUGACAAGAAUCCCUAUCAUGGCCAAACAAGUGUUGGAUUUAUACGAACUAUAUCGCCUUGUUGUCCAACAUGGUGGUCUAGUGGAGAUUAUCAACAAAAAACUCUGGCGAGAAAUAACAAAAGGAUUAAAUUUGCCGUCUAGUAUCACUUCAGCAGCCUUCACGCUUCGUACUCAGUAUCAAAAGUACCUCUAUGACUAUGAGUGCGAAAAAGAGGCCCUAUCAAAUCCCUCAGACCUUCAAGCCGCUAUUGACGGUAACCGACGAGAAGGUCGUCGAAAUGCCUCAGCGCCAAACUUCGGACCUCUUGGCUAUCCAUUGCCACACGCGUCUACAGCCGCCAACCUUCUCACGAAGCCCUUCAACGGUCUCGGGAUGAGAAACGAGUUCAUGGACGACGAAAACGGGUUAUCAAUGUCAUUGCCACAAAAUAAUCUCCUGGCAGCCUACCGAGCCGAGCAAAUGGCCAUGUUCGAGGCUCAGCAACGACAAAUGGAACGGGCACAACGGUACGUCAAAAAUGUUCCGCAAUUAUUAGAUUACAAAACCUAA